AUGUCCAGGACCCCUGCUACAAUUAGUUCGCCACUUCCACUAUCCCCUCCUCCCUCUCCUCCCCCCAAGGGGUGUGAGUUGUUGAGGGAAAACGUUUACGAGGCAGGACGCCGUCAUGACGUUGACGAGGUUCGCAAGCGACGGAGGCCCACGAUGGCAGGUCACAAGGAGCGCCUUGUAGACCCGCCGGCUGGGACGAAUAAAAAGUAUACCGUGGUUUUGGAUCUGGAUGAAACCGUGGUGUAUGCGCGCGAGGGUCCUUUGUAUGCUCGAGCGUAUCUAAGGGAGUUGCUUCGCUCCAUAAAGGACGUCUUUGAGGUCAUUGUUUGGACGGCGGGGGAGCGGGAGUACGCUAAAAAUAUACUGGAGGAAAUCAACCAGGAACACAUUAUUCAGCACUUGAUAUAUCGUCACGGGGCGUGGUUUCGCAGCGAGGACUACACCAAAGACCUAAAAAAGCUGGGGCGCAACAUUGACUACGUAAUUAUCGUUGAGAAUACCCCAGACUGCGUCCGGGCGAAUCCGCAAAACGGCAUUAUUGUAGAGGAUUUUGAGGUGCCGUGCACACCACCACUGGAAUCCCAGGAGAGAGAAGCGACCACGCAAGGGGCGAGCACAGCACCUCCCCCUUCACCUCCUCUUGCAUCACCGCCCCUUCAUUCACCGCAUCGGUCUCCGUCAAGCCCACACACACCAUCCUUGUCGCCAGCGAAGCAGAAGCGUCAAUUCACGGAUCGCACCCUUCUCUUGCUUCAGGAGGUGCUGCUGGCGUUGGCUGAAAGUGGUGAAACAGUCCCCACAUUUCUUGCCAAAUGUCCAUUACUGACCCAACAGGAGGUUUUAGGGUCGGAUGGGCAAAGUAUUCCGACCUAUUAUCUGGGAAAGCGACGCAAACGUGGAGCUCCUUCCUCAUUAUCGCCGCGGAAAUGCGUCACUCGCAGCACUACUGCGUCCCAGAGUAGUGGUGAAGAAAAGGAGGUGCAAAACAAUCGCCGAAUGCGUGGGAAGAAACGCCUUUGA
Messenger RNA from Trypanosoma rangeli, 1020 nucleotides. Its product is annotated as nuclear lim interactor-interacting factor. The transcript has a single exon. The coding region runs from base 1 to 1020 and encodes 339 amino acids. Gene Ontology annotation, molecular function: phosphoprotein phosphatase activity. The record is from RefSeq and is a predicted model, not a curated record. NCBI's taxonomy places the organism in Eukaryota, Euglenozoa, Kinetoplastea, Trypanosomatida, Trypanosomatidae.